AUGGGAGAAGGAGGUACCGGCGGCGGCGCCGAUACGGGAGACAUAAAUAGUCGCAGCCCGAGCCCGCGACCGUCAGAUCUGGCAACCCAGCCGGCGAAGAGGGAGGGGGAGGAUAUCGUAAUGACAGGGAGCGACAGUGAUCAGACUCGGUCUGAGGGAGGAGAAGGUGGGAUGACUAAAGCGAAAACCAACGGUGCGGAAGCGGCGUCGGAGGUCAAGGAGGAUGGAGAUAUAACCCCGGCCCAGUUGGCGGAUCCGCCAGUAGAUCCGGAGCUUGUGAAACAAGGACUCUCGGAACAAGGCUCGAAGGAAAGUGUAGGGGGUGUUGCGGCUGAUCCCAUGGAUAUGGGUGGUUCGGAAACAGUGGGAGAUACGGCUGCAAGCCUUGUUUCUCUUGCUGGUGGUGCUGUCAGUUACCUGUCUGCUGCGCAAUCGGCAGGCAAUGGUACGGGCUGGGGGCCGCAUGGACUCCUUCCGUCGUCACCGGAAUCGCCAAACAAGCGCUUCGGGCUCAGUUCGUCGCCGCUACCAUCAAUGAUGAUGGGUCAGGGCUCAUCUUCGCCCACUGCAAUUCGAGACGGUAAACACACCACCUUGCCACCAAUCAACUCCAUUGCAGAUGUGCCGCUCAACUCGAUUGAUGUUCUAGCCGAGUUGGCCACCAAACAGGAGUCGCCGCAGCAAGGUGGCUGGAAAACCGGGAGUGUUGCUAGGACAGCUUUCCCGCAAGUCCAAGCGAAUCUCCAAAUUUCACCGUCUAACAGACCACCGGCGACAGCUCCCUCCCCAGGGUUACCGACUCCCGUCAGUUCCGAAGGAACACCGCGACCAAAUUUACAACACAUGAGUGUGCAACAACGUCAGCACGUAAUCAUGGCUCCGAACGAGACGUACUAUCCCCAUCAACAACCCCACUAUCCCCCCAUCAAGGAUGCCUCGGCCAGCCCUAGAUCCGGAUACGCUGCUCAGCCUGCUACUCCUACAUCGGAUAAUGCCAAUCUGUUUGCCCGUAGUGGAUUUGCUGGACCAGGUGCCGAGGGUCGGAGGGUGUCAAACUCGUCUGAAUUCCAAUACAACUCGGACCAGGCGACUCCUCAGGGACCUAGUACGGGCGAGACCAUGGGUUCUGCAGCCUCGGAGGACACUAUACCGCAGCAAGCACAACAACAUCGGCAGCAACAAUCACCACCGGUAGGCGCUCCACGCAAUUCUAGCGCGAGAGGUUCGUCGGGUCCGAUGGUUGCAGGGGGAUUCAAGUGCGAAUUCGAGAAUUGUCGGGCGGCUCCGUUCCAAACACAGUAUCUUUUGAACUCACAUGCCAACGUCCAUUCGUCUGCGAGACCCCACUACUGCCCGGUCAAAGGAUGUGCUCGGGCCGAAGGAGGAAAGGGUUUCAAGAGGAAGAACGAAAUGAUCCGACAUGGUCUCGUUCAUGACUCUCCCGGCUACAUAUGUCCUUUCUGUCCUGAUAGAGACCACAAGUACCCCAGACCGGAUAACCUUCAGAGACACGUGAGAGUCCAUCACAUGGAUAAGGACAAGGACGACCCUUCGCUCAGAGAGGUGCUCGCGCAACGCCCCGAAGGUGGAAACCGUGGCCGCCGACGACGGAUGGCCCAGUAG
Molecule: messenger RNA, 1623 nt
Organism: Tricharina praecox
Lineage: Eukaryota; Fungi; Ascomycota; Pezizomycetes; Pezizales; Pyronemataceae
Exons: 3
Coding region: 1-1623 (540 amino acids)
Source: RefSeq, a predicted model, not a curated record